AUGGAUUGUGAUUCUCCUAUCCAGAUCCGCGUUUCGCAGGAUUUGGAUAUGCUUUGGGAUCAAUUAGGUGUUGAAGCUAAAGAUCGAGUUUCAGCAAUGGCAUCAAUACAACAAAAAUGUCUCGAAAUUUAUAAUGCAUACGUAUUACAAGUUCAAAAGCAAACUGCGGAAACUAAAAUGCUCAUAGCACAAAUUCAACAAAAGCAUAAACAAGCAAUGGCUGCUUACGGAAUACCAGAAAAAGAAAUUUACGAAUGCUUCAAAUCUUCAAAUAGCGUUCAGCUAUUAGAACAAUUAGCUGCUGCUAAACUCGAAUAUGAACAGUUUAAAGUCAAAAUUACUGAACAAGUCCAAAAAAUCGAGAACAUGGUACUCGUAUGCAAAGAUUUGUUCGAUGCUUUGGAAGUUCCUCCCGAAAAACGUGGUGAGUUUCAGGAUGUUGGUGAAACAGACUUUACAAGAGAGCGCAUCGAGCGCUUCAAAAUAAAAGUUGAAUCAUUACAAAACGAGGUUAAGGUUAGAACCGCACAAAUCGAUCAAAUUAAAUCAAGAAUUAACAAGAUUAUUACAACAGAAAUGACUGAUUAUAAAGAUGAUGAUCUUAAGCUACUUGAUUCUAAAUCUGUUCAUGAUUCUUAUAUCAAAGCGCUCAGCGAAUUAGAAAAGCGUGUCAAUGCAGAAAAGAGUCGUAGAGUAUCAGAUUUAUCAUCAAAAGCUAUGGUGAUGAUACAUCUUUGGGACAUUUUAGGUGUUAAGAAGGAACAGAGAGAAGGAUUUCUUGCUGGCUAUACAAAUAUCAACAACAAUACUCUUGAUGCUAUGCAGCAGGAAAUUGAAAAGCUAACUGAGGAAAGAGACAAAUUAUUACCUAAAUUGAUUGAAGGAAGAAGAGAAGAAGUUAAUGAUUUAUGGACAAUGCUUCAUAUUUCCGUAGAGAACAGACCUCACAUUGUUUCAGAUGGAAAAGAUUUAGCUUUAGAAUAUAAGUUAUUAGAAGAUGAGAUUCUCAGACUGAAAGAAUUCCAGAUGAACUGCCAUGACAUAUUAGAAGUCAUAUUCCAGAGAGAAGGAAUCAUAAGUGAUUAUAAUUACGCUCAAAAUGUAGAAAAUGAUCCAAGCAGAUUAUUAUCACGUGGAAAAGGUAUGGCCAAGCAAUUAAUUAAUGAAGAGAAAGCUAGGCGUAGAUAUGCAAUUAUUCUUCCUAAAGUAAAUAAGAAACUCAGAUCUCUUUUAAUUGAUUACUAUAAGAAGAAUAAGAAACACUUCGAAUGGGACGGUAUUCCAUACAUAGAAAAACUUGAUCAACAAGAAGAUUCAUCAAAAUCAAAAUCUCAAAGGAAAGACAGGGAAAAUAUACCUUGUAAUAGCGAGGAUGUUGAGGAGAAAGCAGCUUCUCUUCCGAAAUCUCCUAGACACCAAAUAGUACAUAAAGAAAGUCCUGUGAUCAAAUCUGCUUCAUCCCAAAGAUUUAGAGUCUAA
Trichomonas vaginalis G3 is the source of this 1479-nucleotide messenger RNA. Its product is annotated as microtubule binding. NCBI's taxonomy places the organism in Eukaryota, Parabasalia, Trichomonadida, Trichomonadidae. Gene Ontology annotation, biological process: microtubule cytoskeleton organization. Gene Ontology annotation, cellular component: cytoplasm; spindle. The transcript has a single exon. The record is from RefSeq and is a predicted model, not a curated record. The coding region runs from base 1 to 1479 and encodes 492 amino acids. Gene Ontology annotation, molecular function: microtubule binding.